This is a messenger RNA of Sphenostylis stenocarpa, 3423 nucleotides long. NCBI's taxonomy places the organism in Eukaryota, Viridiplantae, Streptophyta, Magnoliopsida, Fabales, Fabaceae. The record is from the annotation of a GenBank genome assembly.
AUGGCAGCGGCGUUCCAGGAGAGUGGAGGUGGAGAUGAGGAUGCGACCAUCGACGUGCACACCACGCGUGGCACUCCCAUCCGCUACCUCCCGCUCGAUCACCUCUACUCCGCCACGUCGCCCUGCCGCGUCACCGCCAGCGGCUCCUCCAACGUCAUGUCCAAGAAGGUCAAGGCUCGCAAACUCACCACGCUUGCGGCGCAUCACCAUUUCAACAACCACGACCACAAGAAAACGACGUCGUCCUCUUCGUCCUCCUCGCAGCCUCUUCCUUCGAAGCCCCCUCUUCUCUUCGUCUACUCGCGCCGGCGCAAGAGGCAUUCCCCUUCCACGGCGCCGUUUUACGAUUCGCUGUGUAAAACCGAGGGCAGGGUGAACGAGGAAGAGAAUGAGAACGAAAAGAGGCUGCUGAAGAAGAGGAAAAUUGGGAGUACCGAGUUGGAGAGGCUGGGCGUUGAUUUGAACACUGCGAUUGGGGAUGUUGACGGACCUCGAUUGAGGGAAUGCCGAAACCAAUUUGGGAAUUCUGGUGCUGCUUUGAAUAUUAAGUGUGGUUCCUUGGAGAAUAUGCCAAAAAUGUCGCCUGAUUCUCGCCCUGUGAAGAAAUGGGUCGGUUCUGUGGAUAGGAUGUUGAGUUUUGAUAAUGCUGAUCCUGAGGUGUUUGUUGGAUUACGAUGCAAGGUUUAUUGGCCCAUGGAUUUAAAAGCGUACACUGGUUAUGUCAGAAGUUAUGACAAGGAAACUAAGAUACAUCAUGUCAAGUAUGAUGAUGGUGAUGAGGAAAAUUUAAUUCUUUCAAAUGAAAAUAUAAGAUUCCAUGUUUCCCGCGACGAGGUGAAACAUUUAAAAUUGAAUUUUGCCAAAGUUCGUGACAAUAAUGUCUCUGAUUAUGAUGUUGAAGAGAUGCUUGCAAUGGCUGCAAGUUUGGAUGAUUGUCAAGACUUUGAGCCUGGGGAUAUCAUAUGGGCCAAGUUAACAGGCCAUGCAAUGUGGCCAGCUGUUGUUUUAGAUGAAUCACUUGCUAGCAACUGUAAGGGUUUAAAGAUGAUGAUGGGAGGAAGAUCAGUUCCUGUCCAGUUUUUCGGCACCCAUGACUUUGCAAGGGUUAGAGUGCAACAGGUGAAAUCAUUUCUCAGUGGACUUCUUACUGAUCUACACUCAAAAUGCAAGAAACAUAGUUUUAUUGAAGGUUUAGAAGAGGCAAAAAGAUAUUUAAGUGAGCAGAAGCUUCCUCUGGAGAUGCUAGAGUUGCAAAAAAGGUGUGCAGCUGAUAACUGUAACAAUGUAAGUGGAGAGGAUGGAGGAUGUACAGAUUCAGGCGAUGAUUGUGUAAAUGGUGAGAGAAAUUUAAUGGCUCUGGAAAGCGUUGAAACUUUUCCUUAUGAAGUGGGAGGCCUCCAAAUUCUAAGCCUUGGAAAAAUAGUUAAAGAUUCUGCAUUCAGGGAUGGAAGGUUCAUCUGGCCUGAAGGGUACACUGCAGUGAGGAAGUUUACUUCAGUUACUGACCCAAAAGUUUUUGCUCCUUACAAGAUGGAGGUGUUGAGAGAUCCAGAAUCCAAAGUUCGUCCUCUAUUUAGAGUGACAGUUGAUGGGGGAGAGCAGUUCAAUGGUAAUACUCCAUCUGCUUGUUGGAGUGAGGUAUAUGAAAGGAUAAAGAAAAUGGAAAAGGAUGCUUCUGAAGGUACUCUUGCUGAAGGUGGGCUAGGAAAGGGCUACGAAUCUGGCUCUGAUAUGUUUGGUUUCUCCAAUCCUAAAGUGCUUAAACUUAUACAGGGUUUGUCUAAAUCCAAAAUCUCUUCAAAGAACUCAUUUUGCAAGUUAGGUUCCAGAAGACAUAAUAACUUGCCUCUUGGUUAUAGACAAGUUCAUAUUAACUGGUUUGACCUUGAUAAGUGCAACGUAUGCCACAUGGAUGAGGAGUAUGAGAACAAUCUGUUUCUGCAGUGCGACAAAUGCAGAAUGAUGGUCCAUGCUAGAUGUUAUGGAGAACUGGAACCCAUUAAUGGGGUUCUAUGGUUAUGCAACUUAUGUCGUUCAGGCGCUCCUCCUCCACCUUGCUGCUUAUGUCCACUCAUAGGUGGUGCAAUGAAGCCUACUACAGAUGGCCGGUGGGCUCAUUUGGCUUGUGCCAUGUGGAUACCUGAAACUUGCUUAGCUGAUGUAAAGAAAAUGGAGCCUAUUGAUGGUUUGAGUAGAAUCAGUAAGGACCGCUGGAAGUUGCUAUGCAGCAUAUGUGGUGUAUCUUAUGGUGCCUGCAUCCAAUGUUCAAAUAAUUCUUGUCGAGUAGCGUAUCAUCCACUCUGUGCACGUGCUGCCGGUCUGUGUGUUGAGCUUGAAAAUGAGGACAGGCUCUAUCUACUUUCUGUUGAUGAUGAUGAAGAUCAGUGUAUACGCUUACUUUCUUUCUGCAAGAAACAUAGGCAGCCAUCUAAUGAACAUUCUGUUGCUGAUGACCGUAUAGCUCGAGUUGCUGGUCUAUGUUCAGAAUAUGAACCACCACCCAAUCCGUCUGGUUGUGCACGAAGUGAACCAUAUGAUUACUUUGGCAGGAGAGGUCGAAAAGAACCUGAAGCGCUUGCAGCUGCAUCAUUAAAACGAUUGUUUGUGGAGAAUCAGCCUUAUUUAGUAGGUGGAUACUGCCAACAUGGAUCAUUAAAUGAUCCAGAGCCUUCUGGCAGAGGAGUCUGCUCUAAAUUCUUUUGUAGCCAACAAAGGCUGAGAACCUCUCUGAUUGACUCAUCAAACAACAUACUUUCUAUAUCUGAAAAAUAUAAGUUUAUGAGGGAAACUUUUCGGAAGCGGCUGGCAUUUGGGAAAUCAAGAAUUCAUGGAUUUGGCAUCUUUGCAAAGCAUCCACAUAAAGGUGGAGACAUGGUGAUUGAAUACACUGGUGAACUAGUUAGACCACCAAUAGCUGACCGGAGGGAGCAUUUUAUAUACAAUUCGUUGGUGGGUGCUGGAACAUAUAUGUUUCGGAUUGAUGAUGAACGAGUCAUUGAUGCUACUAGAGCAGGAAGCAUUGCUCAUUUAAUUAAUCAUUCAUGUGCACCAUUUCCUCUCAAGAUUUUAUUGUUCUGGCUGAACCCUGACUUUUACAAUGUUGCUCAUCCUGUUAUUUCUCCUCUUAAACCAAAUUGCUAUUCAAGAGUUAUAAGUGUCAAUGGCGAUGAGCAUAUCAUAAUAUUUGCGAAGAGGGACAUUAAACAGUGGGAAGAGCUUACAUAUGAUUAUAGAUUUUUCUCAAUUGAUGAACGGCUUGCUUGUUACUGUGGCUUCCCAAAGUGCCGAGGUAUAGUAAAUGAUACAGAGGCAGAAGAGCGAGCUGCUACCCUAUAUGCACCACGAAGGUUACAGCUCGGAGAAAUCCUUGCAGAGUUAAUAGCUGUCACGCUUCUCCUCUCUUACCCCGUGACUAUUGCGUGA